AUGGGAUCAUCCUGCAAAGAUAUCCGCGAACAACUCGCACAAUGCGUCCUCGUCUCCGACUGCGUCAUGGCGGGCGGGAACUCCGUGAAAGACUGCCUCAGAAACCCAGAUCUACACGACCAAGUACCCUCAAAGUGCUUCUUACUCAGACAGCAGUACUAUGACUGCAGAAGGGGGAUGCUUGAUCCACGAAAGAGGUUUAGAUUAAAUGCGCCGCUUCCGAAGAACUUGGACGCUGAUGAGGAGUAA
Molecule: messenger RNA, 249 nt
Organism: Saitoella complicata NRRL Y-17804
Lineage: Eukaryota; Fungi; Ascomycota; Saitoellomycetes; Saitoellales; Saitoellaceae
Exons: 3
Coding region: 1-249 (82 amino acids)
Biological process (GO): mitochondrial respiratory chain complex IV assembly
Cellular component (GO): mitochondrion
Source: RefSeq, a predicted model, not a curated record